Molecule: messenger RNA, 606 nt
Organism: Diplodia corticola
Lineage: Eukaryota; Fungi; Ascomycota; Dothideomycetes; Botryosphaeriales; Botryosphaeriaceae
Product: carbohydrate binding family 6
Exons: 1
Coding region: 1-606 (201 amino acids)
Source: RefSeq, a predicted model, not a curated record
AUGCGCUCUCCCAUCCGAUUCGCCUGCCUGGGCUUGCUCGCCGUCGGGCUCACAUCAGCCCUGCCUUUCGAAGCAGUCAACAGCCAGAGCAAUGACGCCCGAGCGCCCGCCAAGUCGCGGUCGUAUGCUGUCGUCAACGUCGAUGGCACAUCCAACGCAGACGGCGGGAGCAACGCACAAGAACUCCAUCGCAGAGCACCGGCAAAGUCCUACUCUGUGGUCAAUGUGGAUGGAGGCUCACCGACCACCUCGGAAGCGCCGUCGUCGGUCACUCUUACAAAAACCGUCGACAAACCAACAACAGUCUCACCUACUGAGACGGUUAUCCACACCAAAGAUACGACCCUGGUUGUGACGGAGACGCGGACUCCAGCGCCGUCGGUCACCCAGACCGUAGUCUACACGACCACCAUCUUCGCAUCUUCCACGGCCACGGAGACUGAAUCAACCACAUCCACGACCACUAUUCCGCCGAGCGUUGUGACGCUUCCCCCAUCGGUGAUUACGGUCACUGCAACACAGUCGGACACGACUUCAUACUACGACAAUGGCAUGUGGCACACGUCAUAUGCCGUCAAAACCUUUACGACGACCACUCCGUCAUAG